Molecule: messenger RNA, 1884 nt
Organism: Echinostoma caproni
Lineage: Eukaryota; Metazoa; Platyhelminthes; Trematoda; Plagiorchiida; Echinostomatidae
Source: the annotation of a GenBank genome assembly
CGUUCCUCCAAUGACUAUCUGCUUUACGAAGCUGGUCGUUGCCUUUCACAUGCAGUAGUUCGCGAAUGGAACACAGUGUUUGCUGAGUCCGUGGACAACCUAGACGACUCGAAGGCUGUGCAAUUGUUGCAGUUCAUCUUGGACUGGGCUAAUCGUCGCAGCAAAGAGGUUUCAUCCGCUGCGAGACAACGCAUUUUGGGCGCUGUUGGCGCAUUGAUCAAACGGGCUGCUGCUGCACAUGCAGAGAAAGUGGCAUCGGCCUGGCGUUCCUCUUUCACUCUUAGUCGCAGUGGGGACUCCGGACGGUUGGGUCAGAGUGGACCCCGCAUUCUCACCCAUCCACCCGAUGAUCCGGGUCCGCCUUGUCCCAUCUUGGUUCGCCUCAUCGAUCACGUGGAAGCUCUCAUUCAACUGGCCAUGAGUGAAACGGACGGAAUAUCCAACGAAAAAUCUGCCCUGGAUCAAUCUCUAUUGGGCUUGUGUAUUCUGUCCGCCUUGCUAGACGAAAUGUCCAAUGCGGAGGACAGUGUUCAGUUGGAUCUCCCUCUGGAGGCGCACAUAUUUCUUCGUGCUCGUUUUCAGCUGCACACAUGGAUUCGCAGUUCGGAUGUGCUGGGUACACGAACUUUGUCUUGCUUAACACGAAUUUCGUCCAUGACUGGACCGUUAACUGAUCCAGUCACUCCACUGACCGGACUCAACGAGCCAGACUCCAAUGGAACUCCUUCAGCGGAAGACACCCACCAGCCCCCUUCGCUCGCUUGUUUGUUCCACGUGCUCACUUUUAUGAACCAUUUGAGUUUAUGGUUGAUGACCGGACCGGACGAGCUGACCUCUGCUAAUAGUGUACUCAUGGCUUUGUCUAGCACACAGCAGGCCGUUCUGCGUGAAGACUGUGAUCGACGUUUGACCGACGCGCAAUCCGUGCCUCGUAUCUGCCCUGCGGAAUUGCAUGCCUACGAACUACCGUUGCUGUCGGAGUUGGUCCAGAAUCUUGUUCUGUACAGUUCGCGAACAUGGGAGCCGGUCGAAACGGCACUGGCUUUACCCGGUUCAGUUGCCGCUGGACGGCGCUCUGCAAGUGACGUGUCAACCAUCUAUCACCAUGCUCUGCUUGUGCUUAUCGUGCUUGAUCGGUUCUUCGUACGAAUCUCAGCUUUACUAAUGCAAUGCCUGAAUUUCGCAGCCAAAUGGUCAUCAGACUCGGACGGAGACGGCAAAUUAGCACACGAAGCCGUCGAGCGAUUGUUCAGCAAUUGGAUUGAUCUGGUCGAUUUCAAUCCGGCGGCGGGGCCGGAUUCAGCAUUGGAAAAUGGCGAGAAUUGGAAUAAAAAGUCCCGUCUGUUCUCCACAACAUGUUCGGUCCCACUGACUGUGGGGGAUUCGCAUGAUUUAGAGCGGCGUUCACAACAGGUGGCACAAAUGGUCUUGUUGGUCCACUCAAACGCAGCUCAGCAUCAGACCAGUCUAUUCCAGGCGUUUCUGAUCUCAAAAUUGGUCGCAGGUGUUGGAUUGCGCGAACCGUGGGCCGAUCAGCAGGACGAGGAUAUCGAUUUGGAUUUAGAUGACAACGAUCUGAGUGCUUGGGAGGAUAGUCUGUUCGCCGCGGGAGCAUGUGGUCUUGCAAAUCCAAAACAAUCUUGUGAUCUACUACUUCGCCUUAUCGAUGAACGCGUGGAUCGAUUGGUCCGAUUGCACAACCAAGCCCCAGAUCAGGGAACGGUCGAUCUGUACGAAGAUCUACACUGGUUAUUGCUCGUCACGGGACACUUUCUGGUCAGUGGACCCGCAUUAAUGAACAGCUUGAUGCGACCUGGUUGCUCUUGGGGUACGGAGUUCUCGGUACGUUGUGCCCACCUGUCUGUGUUCGAACGGUCAGUGUGA